This is a messenger RNA of Hemicordylus capensis (graceful crag lizard), 3774 nucleotides long. It is a transcript of the gene ITPRIP, whose product is annotated as inositol 1,4,5-trisphosphate receptor interacting protein. Bases 933 to 2657 code for a protein of 574 amino acids. Gene Ontology annotation, molecular function: protein kinase inhibitor activity. The record is from RefSeq and is a predicted model, not a curated record. Gene Ontology annotation, cellular component: membrane. Lineage: Eukaryota; Metazoa; Chordata; Lepidosauria; Squamata; Cordylidae. The transcript has 6 exons.
CCUCCCUGCGAAUUGCAACUGAAUCGUUUACACGGCGCAGGACAGGAGCUGUUGCCCCAGAUCUCACGCCGCAUUUCGUAGUCUACAACAACAAGCCACGAGGAGCAAACUAUAGAAAGUUGUUGCUUUACGCCUUCCUCAUGUGUUGCUCAAGAGGCGACAUUUAAGGGCGUCCACAGUUGUCUCGUCGAGGCCCUGUCUUGCUGGAAUCUCCGCCAGAGCAAACCGCUUGGGGUUUCUGGUUGUGUUUCGGCUCCGUUGCCUCAGCUUGCCAAAAGCCUGAAAGGCGACCUGUUGAAAAAGCUGAGAGCCGCUGCUUCCAGUCUUUCCACCUUAACGAAGUCCCGGGAUUCGGCAGAAACUUGAGGACGUCAGUUUUGUUCUUCUAUGGGGAGUGGGAGUUUCUCAGAGUGAACCACCGAUCUCCAGGAAAUGAGGAUAACGAAUGAAGGAUCUGUGCCACAAUCUACUGUAAAAUGCCAGAAUGAGUGUUCCUUAGUUUGGCUGGUAAUAAGGGCUGUUCACAUCCAACUAUUACCUGAUCACCCAUCAGUGAUUGGAGGACUGGAAAGUAGCAAAUGGUAACACCGACUUUCAAAAAGGGAUCCAGGGGCGAUCUGGGAAAUUAUGUGCCGGUUAGCUUAACGUCUGUUCCAGGCAAAUUGAUGGAAAGCAUCCUCAAAGAUAAAAUUGUAAAGCACAUAGAAGAACAGGCCCUGCUGGGAGAGAACCAGCAUCGCUUCUGCAAAGCUUUAAAUAGCUUGGGACCAAAGUACCUAAAGGAUAGCCUCUCUCCAUAUCAGAUGGCCCGUCCCCUAAGAUAAUAAGAGCAAGUAAUGUUCCUCGUUGUAGAGAAUUGAGGCAUGCACGGAGGCCAUAUGCGUGCCACUGCAACGUGAGGGCUGCUGGGUGGCGGGGAGUGCUGCUGUUGCAUGCAGGCUACUGGGGGGCACGCCACCACAGCAGGAAGCUGCAUGGAGUGGCAGAGGAGCAGGAAAGAUUUUGCCAUGCCAGUAGGAAUCUUCCGGGUGUGCCUUGUGGUUAUCACAGCUAUUAUCAACCAUCCACUCCUCUUCCCAAAGGAGAAUGUCACUGUCCUUGAAAACACAGAGGAGGUCAUCCAGAAAAUGAAGGAACGUGAGGAAAACCUGAGGUUAGAGCAACUUAAACUGGAACAGGAAAUUGCUGUGCAGGAAGCUUUAACAAAGCUGCCCGAAAAAGCUACAGAAUCAGAGGAGCAAUAUAGCUACGAUCCCCUAUCUUGGAAUUUCUGGACCGUUUUGUCCUUGUUGGUUUUCCUUCUGAUUGAGCUCUGGAGACAAGACUACCAGGACGGGAACUGGCAAGAUUAUGCCAAUGAGGAGAAUGAAAUUGCUGUUCUAGGAAAAGCAUUCAAAGAGUUUGUUUUGCCAGAUAAGGCCACAUUGGCCAAUUUCUAUGAAAGAUGCCUUCUGACUGUGACCAGUGACAUUGCCAGGAACCGAGAGCUUGUGGAAGGCUUUGCAGAUGACUUACUAGAGGCUUUGAGGAGUGUGUGUAACCGAGAUGCAGACAUGGAAGUAGAGGAAUCCAUAGGCGUUGGGAGCAUGUAUGAAAACUGGAGAGCUCACAAGCCCAUGGCCUGUGACUUCAUUGUCCCUUUUACUCCUCCAGAGCCGUAUUGUUUCCAGUUAGAGACUUGGCAUUCAGGAGUAUCUGUCCCACCAGAUAAACAAGGUUAUGGUAUGAUAAAGAUCUGUCGGGCAGAUGAGAACUCGACGGGUUGUAUCUGUGACAAGACUAAGCUUGGUGAGGACCUGUUGUGUCUUCUUCAUAGCAAAAUGAGCCAGCCUAAACCCAACAACCAUGUGGAGGACCUACUUUGCUACAAAGAUACUCGCUAUCUCGAUGCUGACCAAGUUAUGACGUGGUUCCAGGUUGCACUUACCAAGGCAUGGAACAAGAUUUCACACAAAUAUGAAUUCAACCUCACUUUCAACCUUCUGGACUCCCCUGGUGCCCUAAAAAUAAAAUUUCGGUCUGGAAAGACCAUUACCUUCAACCUCACUCCUGUGGUACAGUAUGCUGAUUCUGAUGUAUACUUCAUCUCCCAUUUCCCAUGCAGUAGCCCAGCAGAUGGCCCCACUUCCAGCAUCCAUUGGUUUCUCACAUUUGCAGUGUAUGAGAAGAGGUACAUCCAGUUUGUUGCCAAAACUCUGCCUAAUAACUCCUGCCACCUUAGCUGCCUCCAAAUUCUGUCCUUCCUUCAUGGAAAGCAGUGCAGUCUAACAGGACCAAGCAGCCUCACAAAUUAUCACUUGAAAACUGUGAUGCUGCAUUUGCUGCAGACCCAUCCUGGUCCAGACUGGGCCCCUGGAUACCUAGGGGCCAGAUUACAAGACAUGCUCACAUUUUUGGAGAAAAGCUUGCAAGAGAAGAGGCUUUACCACUUUUUCGUUGGAAACAGGAACCUGCCAGAGGAAUUAGGAAUUCCUGUGGGGUUCCAAAAGGCAGAACCCAUGAACCUUUUCCGUCCUUUUGUAUUGCAACGAAGUGCCUACAGAAAGACGAUGGACAUGUUUCAUGAGAUGCUAAAGAACACAUCGGCUUUAAUAAAUGAAUAUACCAUGCAUGUCCCCAAUGGACGGGCAACCCCACUAAACAAAGAUUCUCGAUAACAACGUAUCUGAAAACUACAUUAUGAGCAAAUCUCCCCAUGAGGGGGUGGGGGACUGAUACAUGCUCUUGAGACUGCCAGUGGCCCCAAAGAUUGGGAAGAGAAUGAGAAAAGUGUCUCCAGUCUACCAAAGUUUUUAGCUGACAUGCAGCUUUUAAAGUUUUUAACUUGUGUAAAUAGCUUUAUGUGAAUAGUAUAAGCAAGAAAAGAGGCAUCUAAUUUAUUCCUAUGUGUACAUUACAGUCCUUGGGGUUUGCUAGAAUCUAUGUGAUUUGUUUUGAAAGGGAAUCCUAACAACUCUGACCCCCCCCCCCCAAAUCUCCUUUUAAAGGGGGCAACAGCUUUUGUGGGAGAAAUGUAGCCUGACGUUUGGUGAUAAGAUUGAAAGCCAUUGUAUCACAGUGAGUGAGAAAUCUUUAAAUUAAUCCUGAACUAUCAACCGACCAGAAACAUAUGUUCAGUAGAACUUCUUGCAGUUGUAUAAACAGCCUCUAUGCACACACUUUCAUACUUAAAACCCUUGAAAAGUAUCUGAAAUGUCUAUCUUUUUAAAAUGAAUAUAUUGGAAUAAUUACAAAAGCCAUCCAUGAUGCAAAGCAUCACACCAGAACUAGCUCUUAAAUGUGCCUUUCCUGCAUUUCAGAAAAUUCUUCUCUUUCUAAGAAUGUUACACUACCAUAAUGCCUUUUCAGGUUUCUGUUUGAUCGUAUUAAUCUCUAAUGCUUCUCUUAAGAAAGUGGGCAGGGGCAAAACCUAAUUCUUGGCACCAGUCCUUGCUGGCAGAAUACUUCGAGUUAAAGAAUUUGAGAACCAUUCAUUACCCUGGUGCCAAGCAGCUGAAUCUGAUGUGCUGUACACACUAUGGCUCUUUGUAUAUGUAAGUGCAGAGUACAGCAGAAAACUGCUACUCUCAGCAGAAGAGAAGCCAAACUCUGUGUGGAUGUAACCUGACAAAGAACUUAAGUUAAAGCCUUAUAUAUAAAAUAAAUUCAGGGAGUUUCCAAGCACCAGAUUCUAAAAUACCUGAUAUCUUAGACUGUUGCGGGGAGGGGGGAUAUGUAUAUUUGGUGUAAUAUGAGGGAAAGAGAAAGAAAAUAAAGCAGUUAUGUUUUCUUAAA